Messenger RNA from Panicum virgatum (switchgrass), 2547 nucleotides. Its product is annotated as probable galacturonosyltransferase 7. The record is from RefSeq and is a predicted model, not a curated record. Gene Ontology annotation, molecular function: polygalacturonate 4-alpha-galacturonosyltransferase activity. The transcript is spliced from 10 exons. Bases 220 to 2115 code for a protein of 631 amino acids. Lineage: Eukaryota; Viridiplantae; Streptophyta; Magnoliopsida; Poales; Poaceae.
CGAUUCGCCGCACGAAUACCGAGGCCAGGGAACGCGCAGGGGCAAAUGUACGGACGGCCCCGCCGCCGCCGCCGCCUGCUCCAGGACGCCGCCACGGCUGCCUUCUAGACGCCCCCGCCGACGCGGCCUCCCGGCUCUUCUAGCCCGGCUUCUCGGAAGCUCCGGCCGCCCGCCGGCCCAGUCGACGCCGCUGCCCCGGGCGGGGCGUGGGGGCGCGGGAUGAAGGGCCCGGGAACGGCGGCCGGCUCCGCGGCCCCGGCGGGGAAGAGGCGGUGGCGGUGCGUGGCGGCGGCGGGCGCCGCGGUGGCGCUGGCCUUCUUCUCCGUCGUCGUGCCGCUCGCCGUGCUCCUCGGCCUCCACGCGCGCUUCCCCUCGAUGUACUUGGUUGACGAGAGCGCUGUGUCGGUUUAUGACGGCAGCGAAGGUGGUAGUUGGGAGCCAAUUCCGACGGAGGAAAAUGACACAUUGCAGGUCAACAACACCGUGAAGGAGUUUGUGCUGCCUACUCCGAAGGAGUGGACCAAUACAAAUGGCAGUCAAUCCGACACGGUUAUUGGUAAUAUCUCAAUUCAUCCAGCUUCUCCUAUCCAGCAAGAUACAGUAUUGGAAAAUUCUUCGUUGCUCAAUCUUUUGCAGAUUACUGGCACUUAUCUGAGGGACAGUUUUGAGCAAGGUUUACCUGGUGAUGAGAAUGGAAAAUCCUGUCAGCUUGAGUUUGGAAGCUAUUGUCUUUGGUCUGUAGAACAUGAGGAAGUCAUGAAAGAUUUCAUAGUGAAGCGACUUAAAGAUCAGCUGUUUGUUGCGAGAGCUUACUAUCCAAGCAUUGUGAAACUUGAUGGAAUGGAAAACCUUUCACAUGAAAUGAAACAAAAUAUCCAAGAACAUGGGCAUAUGCUUAGUGAAGCCAUAUCUGAUGCUGAUCUUCCUGAACUUCAUAGAGUCAAUAUGGCCAAGAUGGAUCAGACAAUUGCUGCAGCUAAAUCAUGUGACGCAGAAUGCACUAAUGUUGAGAAAAAGCUGACGCAGUUGCUUGAUAUGACUGAAGAUGAAGCUCUUUUUCAUGCAAGACAGAGCGCUUAUCUUUACAGGCUUGGAGUUCAGACAUUGCCCAAGAGCCUCCACUGCCUUUCAAUGAGAUUGACUGUUGAUUACUUCAAUGCAUCAUCUGACAUGGAGCAUUCAGAUGCUGAAAAGUUUGGAAAUCCAGCAUUCCAACACCAUGUCAUUUUCUCCACCAACCUUCUUGCGUCAUCCAUGACUAUCAACUCAAGUGUGAUAAAUUCUGAGGAAUCAGCAAAUAUGGUUUUCCAUCUGAUGACCGAUGGACAAAACUUUUAUGCAUUUAAGAACUGGUUCAUCAGAAAUUCCUACAAGGGAGCUACCAUAAGAGUCCUUAAUUUUGAAUAUUUGCAAAUGAAGAAUUUGGGUAAUGGGAUAGUUGAUCAAUUAUCACCAUCUGAAGAGUUCCGAAUCACCUCCAAUAGCAAUGCUCUAACGUUAAACACUCUUACGAGGACUGAGUAUAUUUCAAUGUUUGGGCACUCCCUUUUCUUGCUUCCUGAAUUGUUUACCAAUCUUAAAAGGGUCAUUGUCUUGGAAGACGAUACUAUAGUCCAGAGAGACUUGUCGCUCCUGUGGAACCUUGACUUAAAGGGAAAAGUGAUUGGUGCUGUCCAGUUUUGUCAAGUUAAAUUUCAUCAACUCAGAGCAUACUUGCCUGACUUCCCCUAUAAUUCUAGUUCAUGCAUAUGGAUGUCUGGAGUGAGCAUUAUUGAUCUCGAUGAAUGGAGGGAACAUGAUGUCACUGGAAUUCAUCACCGAAUUCUAGAGAAGCUGCGACAUGACACAGAAGCUUCCUGGAGAUCUGCAGCACUCCCUGCAGGCCUGCUUGCUUUUCAAAAUCUGAUCCAUCCUAUUGAAGGCCAGUGGGUUCAAUUCGGGCUUGGCCAUGACUAUGGACUCGCUCAUGGUGCUAUAAAGAAAGCUGCCAUAUUGCACUACAAUGGUAACAUGAAACCCUGGUUAGAGCUUGGGAUACACCGGUACAAAAAAUACUGGAAGAGGUACCUGCCAAGGGAUGAUGUAUUUAUGAUGGAUUGCAAUGUAAACCCAUGACAUGGCACAUUUUGAGUUUUGGGAUUCAUAAACUCUUGUUUGCAAGGGAUAAAUCAUGCAAAAAUGGCAAGAGCAUGCAUUUGUAUGCAAGGAAAGUUUCCAUUUUAUAUCUGAGGGGAACUCCAGUGCAGAAAUCCUGAUUGCUCAAGAUGUUGCUGAGAUGCGAUGGAAAUUUGCUGCGACUUUUUGCAGAUAGGUUGCCUAUCAUUUUCUGACUUAUGUACAGUGAGCAACACCACAAUUUGGUUGAGGAUGUGUUGUAGUUAGUUGAGUCUUGGGUGGUAGAAUGUAGAUUCAGUAGAUUAGGUUCUUUGGAAUAUUAAUCACAGUUUUCCAGAAUAAGCUUGUGCCUGCCUUAUUGUAAUCUACUGUCUCGUUAGUUUUUGAUUUAAUGGCAAUUAAAUUAGUGCACGUGCAUGGAUACAAUUGACA